AUGAAGCAGAAGAGGGCCAACGGGAGGCCGCAGUUGCAGGCGGUCCCGCCUACGGAGGCCAUAGAUUUGGGAGUUGGCGGGCUUUCCCUCUGCCCUCGCCUCAAGCUCCUUCUGAGCUUCUUCCGCUCCGAUGCGUCCGUCAGGCCAGUCGACGAGUGGAAGCUCAAGAGGGCGCUCCUGGAUUUCCUCCACGACUCGAUCGGGCUCUCCGUCCCUGAGGAAGACCUUGCCAUCCACAAGCUCCCCGAUCUCAACAAGCGGAAGCGCAGCGAGCCAGUGGCCGCCGGUGCCCUCUUCAUCCGGGAUUUGGAUCACCUGAGGAGGAGGGGCAAAGGGGAACAAGAAGAAGAGGAUGGGGAGUUUCCCCGGAGGAGGUUCUUCGAGUGGAGGGACUCCGUUGUGGGGAAGACGGACGGGAUCGAGCUGAAUAUCGAGGGCGUGAAGUUCAGAUUGACCGUGGAGAUCCCUCCGUCGGACGAUUUCGAUCAAUUGAAAAAAUCCUGGGAAGAUUUCUUCUCCACCCAGCCUUUGGGAACAAGUAAGAACGGAUUUAUUUAAAUUGAGUGCGGAAUUUCGCUGAUUUCAUAUUUUCCGUGGAAUCACUUCUUCUGUUCGUACGGUUCUCAGGGUAUUCUUCGAGAGGCGCUCUCCGAAGACCCGACACUAUUGUUGUUGCAGGGGUGCCUUCAAGGUGGUUUGCCGAGCCGCGGGUGUCGUCUAAGCCUUCCAUGCUGGUUACCCACACCAUAUUUUCAGUGCUCGGGAAGAUCAGGUGUGCGCGAAGAACCAUUUCAUCGCCCGUAGAUCGUCUUUUUCUCUGAUUUAUUUGUAUCAAAGAAAUCAAUAAUUUCAUUUCGGUAGUUAUUACCUUCAAGCGAUCAUCUGUUUAUAAUGUUGAGUUAGAAACUCUUCAAACCGAUCAUAUCUGGAAAAAAAACACUAUAAUAAAUCAAAUUAUGCAUAUCUAUUGGAAUCAUAAGGUCAUCAUCGUGACUAACAAAAGAAAUCUUUGGGAAAUCUAAUCAGCCCCUUACUUUACCUUGAGGGAAGGAUUAACUUACAGUCCUAGAGCUAGAACCAGUGUGCUGUCUCAGAUUGCUCCUGGUGAUUCUUAGCACUGAAAAUAUGGUGUGGGUAACCAGCAUGGAAGGUGAGUUUCAGGGGGAAGGUGCUCUGCAAUUCAUGGCUGUUGACUAUGGAGAUUGACGCAGGUCACUCUGAUGCUUGUGCUUACAGUCUUUCUUGGCUUCUUCUGUGCUUUAGGGCAACCUCCUAAUUAGCUGUAUUUUGCUCAGAGAUGGGCAGUGAUGCAUUGAACGCCUUCUCCGGGUUGGGGUUACCAGCCUACAGCUACCUACGCCACUUCACUCAUUUCUUUGAUGGGAUGAUCAUGAUUAUGAUGUGGAGUGUAUGAAUAAGUUUUAGGAAAAAAAUAUAUGUUCUGGACUUGUCUAUUUUCUUGAAGUAGAUCCGAUUAGGAUUAUGAUGUGGAGUGUAUGAACAAAUUCUUGGGAAAAUUGAGUUCUGAACAGAUAUAUUUUCUUGAAAUAGAUCCGAUUAUAAUUAUGAUGUGGAGUUUAUGAAUAAAUUAUUGGGAAAAUUGUGUUCUGAACUGAUAUUUCUCUGAUUUACCUACCCAUUCCAUCCUUUGUCCUCACCAUAAGAAUGCUCCUCAAUUGGAAGAUUUUUUCCGAAAAAAAUUCAAAGGAUAUUCAGAAAUUCAGACAAUUGCAGUUCUGGUUUUAUUUAUUUCGAUAUGGUUCACAUAUUCAUCGGCCAUGUACCAGGUACAUCUUUUUUUCUUCUGCAUAUUGACUCAUUCCCUCUGAUGCAAUAGGAAUCUUAGUGUAGCUAGCGACGAUGCUUCAGGUAAGGACGAAGGGAGUAAAGGAGAUCUUCUCUCUGGACUUCAUUGCAAGGCCUGGGUUCAGUUCGAGGAUUAUAGCGACUUCUGUGCUGCAACAAAGGUUCUCUGUGGGCGUUCGAUGCAUAAGGUGGAGAUGGAACUUAAGCCCUUUUGCUUAUUUUUAUCUAAAACUUUGGAUUCGAUGAAAUGUUGAUAGACUGAUGAAAAUAUAAAGAACAAUAAUAUUUAUUGCUCUCUCUCUCUCUCUCUCUCUCUCUCUCUCUGCGCCUGCGCGAUUUAUUGUCUUAAUUAGUUACCCUUUUUGACCGGCUUGUUCUUCAGGAAGGAUCGCGUCUGAAAUCGGACUAUGAAGUAUCGUGGGACAGGGAGGGAUUCUUCAGGAUCCUUGAGGAAAGAACACCCAGAAGCCACCUUGAAGAAAGUAGUCAAACCUAUCAACAAUCACUUGCAGGCCGUCUGAGGAGGGAAGCCCCGAGAGUUCAAUCAGAGGCCACUCGCAUUCCAAAGAGGUUCAGGGUAAUAUAUCUCAUCCGAUCUUCUACGUCCUGAUUGGAAUCUGAGUCACCUGUUGAUGUUUUCUGCGCAAUUUCAAUUGGAUGGUUCUGGGUUGACCACAGCCCAAAAUAGGCUGACCCAGCCGAUUUUGGAUUAUCAUUAAAAAGAAAUCGUGUCGGGUGCGAAUGAAAGUCAACCAUAGUUGUGGAGUCUAUAAGAUUUCUUCAUGACCAGCCAGUUCAUGUACCGUUGACCGACUCUCAUGAUCAUCCUCCUUUUUUUUUCUCCCUUUGUCCAGAUUCCUCAAAAAUGAACUUGACGUCCGUGUCUGAAAACAUGCAGGAAUGAGGUGUCUUCGGCGGAAGCAAAAGGUCAACGGUAGUGGAUCUCUAUCUUGUCAAGAUCAUCUGAAUCUCUUAUCACCGCGUUCAUUCUAUCUACAAAUUUUUGUCGUGUUAUCUAUCUCCCGAUUUGCAAACGAUAGAAUUCAUGCCUAAUCUGAAGCAUCUCCUGAUGUAGAAUGUCAACUGGACGUGGGUUUUUUUUCGGGUAAUGUGUUCCUCUCCUUGGAAUCUCUUUCACUAUUCGUUGACAAGAUUAAUAAUGUAGGAGACUUCUUCAUGGAUCUUCUCCGGGUAUCAGAGCUGGACCUGGCCCCUCAACGGUGAGGCCAGAGCCAGGCGGUCUCAGCCCGUUGACUUCCUAAUAUGAAUGUGGGACCCAAUAGCGCUCUUACCGAGUUUCACUCUCUAGAAGAGCUGCCCUCCAUGGAGAUCUCUUCGUCUCCGGUUGUACCAUCGAAUUCCAAGGUCAGACCUGAAAAUCUACAUCAUCGAGCACGAUUUACAUGGAACAGGGAACGUUGGUGAGUUGGACCCUCUGUUCCCGUUCGUCCGAUGCCUUGUCCGAGGCGUUGCGCCGCCGUCGGUGGUCGGGGACGGCGGCAAUCUGUGAUCCUUCAUGCUGGGCACGGCGUACCAUCAUAUGGAGAUGAACAAGAUAGCGAAAGCCCGCCCAAACGCUGGCAGGCAGAGAGGGUAGCUAAGAGCUUUUGACAUAUGCCCGCGUUGAGGAUUCGGAUUCUUCUGAGGACAGCUUUGGUAGAGAGUGAACUACCCACGUGUCAAUUUGACUUUCACCGGAUAUUUUGGUCCGUUCGUCACGUGUAUAACCGUCCUCAAAUGUCAAGGUCUAGUGAAAUUCUGCAUUUAGACCAUACCUACGGAGUCAAAGGGUUCCUUGUAAGAUGGCUCCUCGUGUCGCUGCAUCAUAGUGUUUUUUUUUUCUCCUUCUAUUUCAAGUAAAGUAAAGUGGAUUUUUCUAAUGCUUAAAGUCUUUAUAUUUGUAUACUGUGUUUAAAAUAAUCACAAAUAAUUUUAUAACUAUUUAAUUUUAAAAAUGUAUUCAACGGUGUGCCGGCAGCGGGUGGAUUAG
Spirodela intermedia is the source of this 3796-nucleotide messenger RNA. NCBI's taxonomy places the organism in Eukaryota, Viridiplantae, Streptophyta, Magnoliopsida, Alismatales, Araceae. The record is from the annotation of a GenBank genome assembly.